AAAGAGGGGUAUUGUUAACACCCCUUCCUAAGUCGGCAUCCAAACGAGCCCUAAUACUCCUUGAUUAAUUAAGAUAAAGUGAAGUCUCAAUAAUACUGUAUAUUGAAGUCUUGGAAUUACCUCAUGUUUUAAAUAGUAGAACUAAAAAAUAGGAUAGAGGCAUAGGAGUAUUGUUUAGUAUCACUAUUUAGAUGUCUGCACGAUUUUUUAAUCAUACUUUUUUGCUGACAUUUCUUUUGGUUCGAUGGUCACCGAUGUUGAAGUUAUUUUACACACUUCAACUAAUUCUCUUCUUGAUUCAAUUAAAGCAUAUAUGUUGGGACUAGAAAAAUUACAAUAAAUUUUUUUUUUUUUUUCGAUCGGAGUAUAAGAAUCAAAUUCUAAUUAAUUGUGAGGGAGAAAAUCCACCGACCAACUAGACUAACCUCGCCGUGGCUGACAUUUGUUUUUUUUAAGAGAUUGAAAAGGGAUUGGAGAACACAAUGUAUGAGGAAAUGUCCGUAAAUUUUAAGAUUUCUUAAGAAAAAACGAGGAAAAUAUUUUAAAGAUUCCCAUGAGGUUACGGCACUAAACGACGUCGUGGAGACCCGGUAUAGCAUCGAAAUGAAAAUUUUACACAUACGGGCCGGAGAAGCCUUCGACCCGCUGUGGCUAGAAAUCCACUUUCGUCAGUUUCGCGGGUCGGAAUAAAUAUGAGGAGAAAAUAGGCGCUUAUUACAGACAUCCCAAUUUCAAUCGAGCAAAGCUCAGCAGCUCUGGCAACGGUCUGUGUCUCCGGAAACCUCAAGGUUGUUCUUGCAGAUGGAUCAAGAAAUAAUCGAAGCAGAGCUAGUGUUGCCGACUCACCUUUGUUUUAAAAAAGUUCAGAUGUAUGAGAAGUACCCAAAGGGCCAACAGAGGGGCAGGUGGAAGCAUCUCAAGCAAAUUAUCCAAGCUGAAAAUUACCAGAACUAUCCCCCUGAUGAGCCCAAUUAUGUUAAUAUCGAAUCGCCACCUUCCAUGCAUCCUUGCAAAAGAAUUUGUGAUAUAACAGGAUUUGAGGCACCUUACGUUGAUCCAAGGACCAACCUCCGCUAUGCAAAUACAGAUGUGUUCAAGCUCGUAAGAUCCCUUCCUAACGAGUAUGUUCAGAGGUAUCUGGCUCUUAGAAAUGCAGCAGUUGUUCUGAAGUAGCUUGCAAAUAACUCAUGGGACAACACGAGGCUGCAUCUCUCUGGAAAUGAAAACAGUGGCAGUUGAAGUAGGUUUUACAUUUCGUUUCCAUUAUUUCUUCAUGGGCCGUUUGCUGUACUAUGUAAAUUACCCCUAUUAAAAGGAAUUGACAGCAUCAUCUCCACUGUUGGGCUAAUACUGGAUCUAUUUACCAUGAUGUUAUUGUCCUA
Molecule: messenger RNA, 1382 nt
Organism: Rhododendron vialii
Lineage: Eukaryota; Viridiplantae; Streptophyta; Magnoliopsida; Ericales; Ericaceae
Product: protein EIN6 ENHANCER
Exons: 4
Coding region: 802-1173 (123 amino acids)
Biological process (GO): chromatin remodeling
Cellular component (GO): Ino80 complex
Source: RefSeq, a predicted model, not a curated record